AUAUAAGGAUAAUAAUAAUGAAAUGACCUAAACAAUCCGAACUCAAAAAUAAUGGAAAGAAAGCUUCAAAUGACUCUCAGAAAUGCCGAAUUUCGAUGUCGACCACUUUGUAUCUGACUGCAGGAAACGGGUGCAGCUGGAAGAGCUCCGGGAGGAUCUGGAGCUCUAUUACAAGCUACUUAAAACUGCUAUGGUGGAACUCAUAAAUAAGGAUUAUGCUGACUUUGUAAAUCUUUCAACAAAUCUAGUUGGUAUGGAUAAGGCUCUUAAUCAGCUCUCGGUACCCUUGGGACAGUUACGAGAAGAAGUUUUGAGUCUUAAGUCAUGUGUCAGUGAAGGAAUUCAAGCAGUAGAUGAUCGGAUGUCUAAACAAGAAGAUAUUAGAAGAAAAAAGAUGUGUGUCCUGAGACUUAUUCAUGUUAUUCAGUCUGUUGAAAAAAUUGAGAAAAUUCUACAUUCACAAAGCACUAAAGAAUUCUCCUCAUUAGAGGGAAACAGCCCACUUAUAACUGGACAAGUUUUAGAGAGAAUUGCCACAGAAUUUAACCAGCUACAAUUUCAUGCAGUGCAAAGUAAAGGAAUGCCCCUUUUGGACAAAGUGAGACCACGCAUCGCUGGAAUAACAGCUAUGUUGCAGCAGUCCCUGGAAGGGCUGCUCUUGGAAGGCCUGCAGACUUCCAAUGUUGACAUAAUACGGCACUGUCUUCGCACGUACGCUACUAUUGACAAAACACGAGAUGCAGAGGCGUUGGUUGGUCAAGUGCUUGUAAAACCUUAUGUUGAUGAGGUGAUUGUGGAAGAGUACGUUCAGUCGCAUCCCAACGGCCUCCAGGCCAUGUACAAUAGACUGCUGGAGUUUGUUCCCCAUCACUGUCGGCUCUUGCGUGAGGUCACGGGGGGAGCUAUUUCAAGUGAAAAAGCAAAUAUUGUUCCUGGAUAUGAUUUCUUAGUCAAUUCAGUGUGGCCAGAAAUAGUACGUGGUUUAGAAGAGAAAUUACCAUCACUGUUUAACCCUGGAAACCCAGAUGUAUUUCACGAGAAGUACACUGCUAGUAUGGAUUUCGUGCGGAAAUUUGAACGACAGUGUGGCUCACAGGCCAGUGUGAAAAGAUUAAGAUCUCAUCCUUCCUACCACAGUUUUAACAACAAAUGGAAUUUGCCUGUUUAUUUUCAAAUAAGGUUUAGAGAGAUAGGAGGGGCCUUAGAAGAAGCACUUUCAGAUACACUAGAAGAAGCCCCAGCUGGGAGCUCGUAUUGUCUUUUAGCGACUCACAUGGUCUGGCAGAGCCUUCAGAAGUGCUGGUCUGAUCAAAUGUUUCUGCCGCUGUUAGCGCACCGCCUGUGGAAGCUUAGCCUGCAAAUCUUGGCCCGCUACUCUGUGUUUAUUAGUGAGGUUUAUGCAAGGCCCAUUUCUAGUGACAGUGUGAAGGAAAGCAAAAAAUCUGUGGCACCUGGUAGAAAAGAAUCUUCUGUAAACUUAAGCCCUAAUGAGGACCAAGGGAAUGGGUCCUCUCMGGAAACUCAGCCCUUGCCUUCCAUAACCAGUACUCAACUGAUAUAUAUUGCUGCAGAUCUGGAUAAACUCCAGGACCAGAUUCCUGACAUUUUAGAGAUGGUGAAACCAAAGCUUGAAAUGAUUGGCUUCAAGAAUAUGUCUUGUAUUGCAGGAGCCUUGGAAGACUCAAAAGCUUCUUUAGCAGCCUGCACUCCUAACUUGAAUAACAGGAUUAUCCAGGAUCUCAGUGAGGCCGCCUUCACUUGCCUGAAGAGUGCCCUGGAAGUCCCGAGACUGUACAGGAGAACCAAUAAGGACGUGCCAACAAAAGCUUCUCCAUAUGUUGACAGUGCUCUUAAGCCCUUCUACCGACUGCAGAAUGAAUACAAAGAUAUAUUGAAGCAGCCUAUGAUUCAUCAGUGGUUGGAAGGUGCUCUCUCUGAAAGCACACAGAAGUAUUGUGAAACUGUAUCUGAUGUGUUAAGUUCUGUUAAGAAAAUGGAAGAAAGCCUGAAAAGACUGAAGCAGGCCAGAAAAACUGCAACCCCAAGCCCUGUUGGUACAAAUGGGGGCAUGAGCGAUGACGACAAAAUCCGACUGCAGCUGGCCCUAGAUGUUGAGUACUUUGGAGAACAAAUACAAAAGAUGGGCCUGCCAACAAGCAGCAUCAAAGGCUUUUCAGCGCUUACAGAGAUUGUUCUAGCUGCCAAGGAUCAGGCUACAGUGGAACCAUCUUAAAUGUUUUUGAAUGCAAGUGGCUGAAGAUGAACAGUGUCCCUUUAAGUAAGGAGUAUUUAACUUGUCUUUAUUUUACCAAAUUAGUUCAAAUUAAGUGCUUCCUAAUGUAUCUCAGUAAAGAAAUCAGUGCAUCUUAUGUCAAGAUAGACUCAUUUAAACAAAAGACUGAGAAUUGAUCUGCUUUCCAUUAUAUGGAAAGCAGUCAAAAGUUGUAAGAUUUUUACUAUAAAGUGGAAGAAAAUGUUUUUUAUUUUUGCUGUAAAUCUUAUGUAAAAGAAUGAGCUUAUAUGAUUAAAAUAAUAUGUAAUAAAUCA
Molecule: messenger RNA, 2547 nt
Organism: Nothoprocta perdicaria
Lineage: Eukaryota; Metazoa; Chordata; Aves; Tinamiformes; Tinamidae
Gene: COG2
Product: component of oligomeric golgi complex 2
Exons: 18
Coding region: 83-2233 (716 amino acids)
Biological process (GO): intra-Golgi vesicle-mediated transport; protein transport; Golgi organization
Cellular component (GO): COG complex; membrane
Source: RefSeq, a predicted model, not a curated record